AUGACGUCACCCUGCUGCCGUCCCCGCGCGGGACGCGCGCCAGGAGCCGCGGCGGCCGCCGGCCGCCCGGAGCCGCCCCCGGCGGCGCAGCGCAGCGCAGGGCGGGUCCCGGCGCAGAGCCGCUGCCGGGAGCGCUGGGCCCGGGCAGCCGCCGCGCCUGCAGCUCUCGGCGGGGCCAUGCGGAUGGCGGUCGGUGCGGCAGCGGGCGAGGGGGCAGCGCAGAGCCCCGGCCCCGCCGCCGUGUCGCUGGGCUUGAGCGUGGCCGUGGUCUCCAGCCUGGUGAACGGCUCCACCUUCGUCCUGCAGAAGAAGGGGAUCGUGCGGGCCCGCGGGAGAGGUACUUCAUACUUAACUGAUAUAGUAUGGUGGUCGGGCACUAUUGCAAUGGCACUGGGUCAAAUAGGGAAUUUCUUGGCCUACACUGCAGUCCCAACUGUGCUAGUGACGCCCUUGGGAGCUCUUGGCGUUCCAUUUGGGUCCAUCUUAGCUUCUUACCUACUUAAAGAGAAACUGAACAUUCUUGGCAAGCUGGGAUGUUUGCUGAGCUGUGCUGGGUCUGUUGUUCUCAUUAUCCAUUCCCCGAAGUCUGAGAGUGUAACGACUCAGGCUGAGCUUGAAGAGAAGCUUACAAAUCCAGUUUUCGUGGGUUAUCUCUGCAUAGUGCUGCUAAUGCUUCUCCUGCUUAUCUUCUGGAUAGCUCCAGCUCAUGGACCUACUAAUAUUAUGGUUUACAUCAGUAUUUGCUCUCUGUUGGGCAGUUUCACUGUUCCCAGCACAAAAGGCAUUGGGCUGGCUGCUCAAGAUAUCUUUCACAAUAACCCAUCAAGUCAAAGGGCUCUGUACCUCUGUCUGGUACUUCUGGCAGUAUUAGGAUGUAGCAUUAUCAUUCAGUUCAGAUACAUCAAUAAGGCACUGGAGUGUUUUGACUCCUCUGUGUUUGGUGCCAUCUACUACGUUGUGUUUACCACCCUAGUCCUGCUGGCUUCAGCCAUUCUUUUCAGGGAAUGGAGUAAUGUAGGAGUCGUAGAUUUUUUGGGCAUGGCUUGUGGAUUCACCACAGUGUCUAUUGGAAUUGUUCUUAUUCAAGUCUUCAAGGAAUUCAACUUCAAUAUUGGAGAUUUAAACAAACCUAACAUGAAGACAGAUUAAAAUAUUUUUGAGGGGAAACUGGAUGGCUCAGGGAAGGAUACAAAGCUGUUCAUUUCUAGGUCACUAUUUCAAAUAGGAUUCAGGUUGGUAGCUACCCUCUGACGAUUUCGUGGCCUAUGUGAAAUGACCUGGAGGCCUCCAUCCAGUUUCAAAGGAACAGCUGUCCAUGUAACCCAGUCAACACAAUAAAUGACCUUAAUUGGAACUACUAAUUGAGUCAGCAUAGACACUGAUGUAUUUCCUCACUGUAAAAGGUAGUCCAUCAGAAAAGCUCUGUGAAUAUUCUGACAGGCCUGUGUGAAAGCUUGUAUUGUGACUUCUGAGGUACCAUUUCUGUGGGCAGAGGACAUCAGUUUCUAAUGCACUCAAUCUGAUACCUUUCAUCAUAAGUGAUGUAUACCUUAAAAUAAAGAGGGAAAAGUAAGGGGAACAAUUUGUGAAUCUCAGUAUAGCAAUGUCUUCACCAUCAAGGCUGUGAAUUCUCAGACGAAUGUUGGUUGGAUCAUGGACUGUAGAUUUGUUCUUUUUAGUGACUGUCUUGGCAACUUUGUCUGCCAUGCGAUGAAGACACAGGGGAGUUGUAAACUGAGUUCUCUAUACAGAGCAGUGGACCCUUAAAUAUCUUUCACUAAUUACUUAUCAGCUCAUGGUACUGUCCAGGUAUGCAUUUUUCUUUGUAACUUACAUACAUUAAGACAUUCUGCAUUCAUCUGAAAGUUUUUAAUUGGGGGCAGGUAGAAAGACUGUGAAGGAUGUGGAAAUGAUGCACAGGCUUACUGCUUACAUUGUGGCUUAUUUGUAAGCAGCUCAGAACUGUUCCAGUGCCUUUGCAAUCAAAAAAUAAUGCAUAAUUUUGAAUGUAUUUGUUUCAGAUGGCCUAUACCGGUUUAGUAAUUCAAUUUCACUGUCUACAGUAUUGGACUUUAUUCAAAUUCUAAACACAUAAAGCAUCUAGAAGGACCAUAUGUUUUUGGAAGAAUUUACAAACCUGAACUGAAACCCCGGGAUGCCUUGACAGCUUCUGAAAAACUCUAAGUCCUAAUGGGAGGAGGAGUGUUAAAAUCAGUCCUGCAUACCUUUAUUUUAGUUUAGUGACUAAAUGCAGGAGACCAUUUUGUUGAACACCUAAUAAAUAGAGACCACUAAAAAAAAAAAGUCAUUUAAAAGAGAGAGGAGCAUGAGAUUUCUCAUAGCUCAAAAAAGAUGGUCUGAUGUUCUUGUAAUGUCGGAAAAGGAGGUUAAAGACUGAAAAAACUAAAGCAUUCAGAGAGUUUUAGGUAACUGACAAGAACAUCCAUUCAGAUCAGUAAUUCAUAGACUUGUGUGAACACUUUAGUUGUAAUAUUUUGACAAGUAGUACAGACAGCUUAAGCUACCAUGAGGAUGACUCCAAACAGCUCCAUUUAAACCAUUUAGAGAAUAUUGAUAUGUUAAAGAAUGAAAUAGUUAGUUUCAUGUUCUACUUACAUUUGAUAGCAAAAACAUAAUGGGUCAAAAAGUUGAAAGCUUGAAAAGCAAUGAAUGUUUGUUUCUCUCUAAGUACAAAAUGGAAGAGUACAGUGGAACUCAACAUCUCUAGAUGAGAACGUCUCCCCAGAAAACAGAAAAUCCUGAUGUCAUUACAAAACAGUAUUUGAGAAAAUUCACAACAUUUUAUCAAGAAAUCAUCAAUGUUACUUUGUAGCUGCCUGACAGGACCAUGGAUGUUGAUUAGUGGGGAGUAAUACUGUCUGCUCUUGUGAUGCUUUUUGUUGACCUGAAUUGAGGUUUCCUUAAAACUCAGCCUUCAUUUUCAUUUAAAAUGAAUGCUGUAAGCACUACUAAUGGCAGCAAUAAUUGCAAAAGGUAAUCCAAAAGAUUUAGUGUUCUGAAGGGACUGUUCUGAGGGAGUAAGAGCCCUCCUAUGUUAUUUGCAAGGUUGUUUUAAAACUCCAUGUUUCAGGGAAUGGCUCUUGAGUUGGCAGAAAUGGGCAUUGUUGCAGGCCAACACACAGUAACUGGGUAUCUUAAUGAAAUAGAGCAGCUCUAGCAGAGAAAAGACCAUCUUCAUGGAUUUUCAAAUAUUAUGCAAGGUUUUUAGAAAGUCUGAGAAUUGUAGAUGAGGGUAAUUGGGCUAUGAAAUCUGGUUAAACUAGCCUCUGUCCAUUGAUUGGAAGAUGGUAUCUUGGUUCUUAGCAAACAUUCAUAUUUUGUCAUAUUAAUUCCCUCUUUUUUUGAUUGAACCUAGAAUUGCACAUAGGUUACAAGACCUGUACUAACCUACUUUUUAAAACAAUGUUACGUUUUUUGAAGCAGUCAAGUUGUCUUUUCAAAGUUCAGCUUCAGAGUUCAUGAGUUGUAUGUUGGUUUUGUAUUAGCCUUUAAUCUCUGAAGACUUUUCUGAAAAUCUUUAGGUCAGAAUGGAAAUUAUUGUGGUCUCAUCUUACUCUUUCUUUGGCCAUAUUUGUUUGUCUUGGUUGGUUUUAAAAUUAAUUCUUAAUUAUUUAUAAAGUGCCUGUCCUAGUAUGUUAGAUGCAUAUGCAAAUUAUUAGUAAAUGUUAGAUUCAGAAUAACUUGAUUGCCCUGUCUAAACCUUGACAUUUUCUGCACCACACAAAGUUUACUUGGUAAGUGCUCACUAUGCAGAGGAAGAAUAAAGUAGCAACCAUGUUCUGUGGUCCUCUGACCAUUGUAACCACUGAUAAAUAUCAGCAAGGUUUUCUUCUCUUCUCCCCAGCUGCUCCUCAUCUCUGAUGAGCUUUCUAGAAAUGUCUGAUUAACCUUGAUGUUUAAAACAAAGACGUCAAAAGCCAGCACGUAAGGUGAAAGAAAUUCUUGUGGCCUUGCACAUCAUUUGUAUCUGCAGCCUUUUACUUCUUGAAUGCUAAGUAACUGAAAGCUUUAUUUUUGCUACUUUGUUCAGUGUGUAGCAGUGUUCUUUCAAGUUCUGCUGUACCUGGAUCUGUUUCAGUUCUAACUUUAGAAAUGCAUUAGCAUUUUCUGUUGUCACUGUUGAUAGGAUUCUUUCCCCCUCCAUCCCACGCCCUCCUCUUUCCAGGUGUCCUACCUUUUUUAGUCCCAUUGCUUUUCUGAUUUAAAAGGAGGCACUGUUGAAGUUGAAUUUUAGCUGUUCCCUCUUUUUUUUCUACCCCUUUGGCAAGUAAGCACUUUGAACAAGACAGAUAUCCAAGUUCCAUCAUCUCAGGGAGCAAAUGUGCAUAGUUGUCUCCUGAGCUCUGCCAUCCCUCAUGGGUCUGCCCUUUUCACGUUCUCAUUGUGUUAUAUGCAUUGAUAGCUGCAAGCCAGAUGAUUUCAGUUCUGAUUCCAAAGUAGAAGUGGGAGAGGCUACACAUGGAAAAAGUGGAUUCUUUACAGUGGUAGAAUGCAUUUGAAUUAGAUUCAAAUCCACAGGAAAGGCGUUUCACUCCCUGUGUCUGACUUCUCUUAUACUUGUCAAACAUAUUUACUUGGUACUCACUUGAGGAUAGCUCUUUGAUCAUUAUCCCUUCAGUGUAUGGAGGAUUUGCAUUUGUCAGUCACGAUCUCUACUAGGUGUCAAACACAAAAAUCCCUCAAAUGUUCAGUAGGAGAAUAGAAAUCUUUUUGAUACAACCAAAAAACCACAUUUGUUACACUUCAAGUACUUCUGUAAAAAAAGAAAAAUAUCCAAACAAGUUAUCUGCUGUAUUGACUUUCCAGGACUCUGUAUGUGUAAAUAGAGCCUAUUUAUUAGUGAGCUGCAACUAACAUUAAUAAGAACCUGUCAUACCACAGUUUGACAAGUGAGGCUUCCUAUUAAUAAUACUGAUUUUAUUGGAACAUGUGUAUUUUUCUGAAGUAACUAGCACUGAAAAAUCAAAACACUGGAUUAAGUUGUUGAAACAGUUGAAAGUAAGGUUUAGCUUUAAUUUCAUUUUUAAAAAAUACAGGGUUUGUAUUUGAAGAAAUUUGGGGUUAAUAAUUAGGGGGUGCUUUAAAUGGGAAGUUGUUUGCACAUUGUACUCCCCCUCACAUUCUUGUUUCAUAAAUAUAAGACAUCAAAGAUUCUACAGAUAUUCCCUGGUUGUCUUGAGAUGGUGUAACUACUGAAGUUUUACUGUUAAAUCAAGCAUUAUCAAAUGUUUAUCUCUUUCCUGUUAUCUUUGUAAUAAUUCUUUGGUGCUAUCUGUGGGCUUACAGAAUGCAGAUUUUUAAUGUGUACCGUGUUAGGCACCAAUGUUGUCAAUAGUUAGCAUUACUAGUGCCCAAGUGUAUCAGACAGCAAUGUUGAAAUGUUACGGAUUAAGAAAUUUCUUUUUAAAAGCUGCAAAUAAGUUUGGCUUUUCUUUAUUGUUUGUAGUUGUGUUGGGUCCUUCCAUGUCCACAUCCCUCCCCAGACAGUUGCUCUAUAGAGUGGAAAAUAUUGGAAAACAUUACACAAAAAGGGUUUUUUAAGUCUUUUUUUUUUUUUUUUUUAGCUGUGGAACUUUCUCUUUUUUUCUCUUUUUUUUUAAUUUCCCCUUUUUUUUUUUUCCCAGAAUGUAAAAAGUAGUUCUAAUGGGAUAUAGGGAAAAGGUAGUUGGCAACAAAAAUACAAUGUCAGGUUUGGUUGCUUCAAUGCUCUUGCAAUAUAGUUACUACAGAUUACAUGAAAACAGUUUAUUUUAUUAGCUUCCAAAUAAUGUAUAUAUAGAUUUGUUAAUGGCUUACAAGUCAAGCUUACUCUCUUUGCUUUUUAAAAAAUAGUUAUAGGCAUGUUGUAUUUGCCUUGUGUAAAUUAUAAAAGGCUAUUUAUUAAGUUUUCUGAUAACUAAUCUAUUUAUUAACCUGUAUUGUUUUAAAAUAAAUGAUUUAUUUCUAGCUCAA
Molecule: messenger RNA, 5973 nt
Organism: Haemorhous mexicanus (house finch)
Lineage: Eukaryota; Metazoa; Chordata; Aves; Passeriformes; Fringillidae
Gene: NIPA1
Product: NIPA magnesium transporter 1
Biological process (GO): magnesium ion transport
Cellular component (GO): membrane
Molecular function (GO): magnesium ion transmembrane transporter activity
Source: RefSeq, a predicted model, not a curated record